Manduca sexta (tobacco hornworm) is the source of this 8534-nucleotide messenger RNA. RefSeq lists its product as uncharacterized. Lineage: Eukaryota; Metazoa; Arthropoda; Insecta; Lepidoptera; Sphingidae. The record is from RefSeq and is a predicted model, not a curated record.
CGAAAGUCUUCUAUUGCUGCAGCUAAUAAAAGACAACGUGAAGAACAAGAAGCCAGUACAUCCACAGCAAGUCCUCCUCGUACUAGAUCACGUAUCAGUGAAUCAGCUUUUUGUUUCAAAGAACUAUGCUUAUUUUGUGGCGAGAAAUUAAAUGAAGAGAGUGAAAGAAGAAAAUCCUCAGAUUUUCGGCGUCGAAUCAGCCAAGUAAGUACACUUCAAUUUAAAGAUUCAAUUCUGGAAACAGCUCGGGCUCGUGACGAUGCUUUAGCAAAAGCUGUUCUUGCUCGAGUCGAAUUUGAAUAUGAUUUAGUUGCUGCUGAAGCUAAGUAUCAUCGAGAUUGCUAUGCUAAUUUUUUAAAACCUUCCACUGGAGCUAAAAUGGGUCGUCCUAAAGACGAAGCUAUGAAUUUGGCAAUGGAGGAAAUAUUUACUUACAUUGAAAAUAGCGAUGACUGUCAGUUCACUUUGAACGAAUUACAAAAGGUUUGCAAAACUACGACUCUAGAUAACAGAACGAUUAAGCUACGACUAAAAGUAAAAUAUGGUGAUAAACUUAUUAUCACUGAGAAAUCGGGAGCAUCAACAUUCAUAUGCUUAGUGGAUAAUCAUCAUGAUAUUUUGAAUCAAGCCUGGUACGAAAGAAAAAAAAUGAAUAAAACAGAAGAACGAUUGAGAGUCCUAGACGCAGCUGCAGCUAUUAUUCGCGAAGAUAUUCAAACCGCAGUAUUUGAUAAUUCUAACUACCCUCCACCAAGUCGCAUGUUUGAAGAUUUAAAUAAUGAAAUCCCAGAAUCAUUGACAUUUCUUGUGGAACGAGUGAUUUUAAAAAAUAAACGAUCAAAUUUAGAUCAUUUAAAAUUAAUAUGCACAAAUAUUUGCCAUUGUAUCAUGACUGCUGUUCGACCAAGGUCUUUUAAAUCUAAAUUACAAUUAGGCCUCGCAGUUUUUUUUCAUCGAAGGUUCGGGUCUAAACGUCUUAUACAAAUCUUUUCGGCUUUUGGUUUAUGUGCUUCUUAUAAUGAUACAAUAAUGUACGAGGCAGCAGCAGUUUUCCAUCGUCCUCCUCAUGUCCUACCACCAGAAAGUGGCACUCUUAUUCAAUACGUUGCAGAUAAUGCUGAUAUUAAUGUAAAUACGCUAGACGGCAAUAACACGCUCCACAUAAUGGGUAUUAUUCAAAUUGUUACUCCAAAACAUUCAGUUUUACUAGAAGAACCUAUGCCACGAAUAAAAGAAACUCUUUCAGCAAAUGAUUUCAAGGCAAAAGCUCAUGUGCCGAUACAGACUUAUACAAAUGACGGUGUAGUAGGCUACAGUAAAAUAAAUGUUAAAGAUUUUGUUUAUGGAACUGAAACAGUAUCGUUGCUCAAAAAAGUUGAUGUAGUAUGGUUUUAUGGAAAAUGGAAAAAUGAGUCUUUACCCGGUUGGAAUGGUUUUAUUGAACGUUUAACAAAUAAUCAUACGAAUUAUUCUAAAUCUCAAAUUUCAUUUUUACCAUUUAUUCACCAACCAGCCAGUAACUAUAAUACUAUCUAUACGACUUUACUUUGUGCAUUAGAGAAUGCAAAACGGUAUGGCCACACUGUAUGCAUCGUGACUUUCGACCAGCCCCUGUAUGCUAAAGCUCGAGAAAUUGUAUCAGCCGCACCUCAGGGCUCUGAAUUAUCAAAAAUCAUCAUCAGACUUGGAGGAUUUCAUUUACUGAUGUCUUUUAUGGGAGCAAUUGGUCAUAUUAUGCAAGGAAGCGGCAUGAAAGAAGUACUAGCAGAGAUCUAUGCGUCAAAAUCAUUAGAAAAAAUGCUGAAUGGUCAUGCUUACGCAAGAGCUGUUCGAGCUCAUACACUACUUCAGCUUACUUUGGCAAUUAUAAUAUUAAAAGAAGUUGAAAUGAAUGACAUAAUGGAUGCAGAUCUAAUCGUAAAUAUCGAGCAUAUAUUAGGUAAUACUCUUUCAUACAAUGAUAUUGAAAAUGACGAUGAAGUAUCUGGAGCUUUACUUGAUAAAUUUAAUCAAAAACUAAAAGAAUAUGAGGAACGAGGACCAACUGCAAAACUUUGGAUUCAAUAUUUUUGUAUGGUUUCCAUUGCUAAAGAAUUCCUAAGAGCUGAGCGUAUGGGGGAUUGGAAAGCUCAUUUAAACUGCGUCAAAGAAAUGCUUCCUUAUUUUCACGCGUCUGGACAUUUUCCUUAUGCUAAAUCUGCACACCUUUACUUGCAGGAUAUGGAACAAUUACAGAAUUUGAUUGAUCCUGAAGUUUACGAAAAGUUUUCAGGAGGAUUUUUUACAGUUAGACGUUCAGACAAAUUAAGUUGUGGAACUUCAACGGACAUGGUAAUCGAGCAGUCUAUGAUGAAAGCUAUGAAGACAGAUGGAGGUAUUGCUCGAGGGAGAAGUACAAAAGAGAGCGUCAUCAGUAAAUGGGUUUAUAGUAUGCAUGCUAUGAAUACAGUUUGUGACAAAUUAGAAGAUAUCGCUAAUGUUAGGAUGGAUACGACCGAGCAGCAUGUUGAUGCAAGUGAUUCACGAGUAAAAAAAGAUGCUAGAGACAUACGAAGACUUUUAGAGUGGUUCUCAACGCAUGAUCCUUUUCCAGAGGUUAACAAAAUUGUUUCUAUUGCGAGUGGUGUCGUUGGUGACGAUAAAAUUAAUUGUUAUAAAGCUCGUGAAGUUGGACUUGCUUCUAUGGCAAAAAUGACAGGACUGACAUUCAAUAAUAUUAAAUUAAAACACGCUGAUAAAGUUGUUCCUCUCUUAACUAUGACUAGUUCCAUAAAAGUUCAUGAAGAAAAAGUACCUAUUGACCCUGUAUUAUUGUUCCAACGCAUGAGUAUUACUGCAGCAUUUCAAGAUGAAAUUGAAAAAUAUUUUGAAUAUGAAUUAGCUCCCUACCCUUUAUCGUUAUUUGAUGACAUCGGGAUGCGUAAAACACAGAAAUCUACCAUUUACGAUUGUUUUGAAAAAGUAAAUAUUGAUAUUAACAACACUAAUGCGACAUACAUCAUUGACGGAGGAUACUUACUACACCGCGUUGUGUGGGAUAGCGAAGAAACAUUCAACGUUAUCUUAGAUAAAUACGUUCAAUAUGUACGUAGACAUUUUGGUUCCAGAGUUACUGUCGUAUUUGAUGGCUAUGAUGAUUGCACGAGAAAUAUCAAAGCUGCAGAACAACGUCGUCGAACUUUAGCAACAUCUUCAUCUUCUGAUAUUUUAUUUGAUGAACUUAUGACAGUCCCAACCAGUCAACAGAAAUUUCUUACAAAUACCCACAACAAGUCUCGGUUCAUUUCAAUGUUGAAAGAAAAGUUUACGGCUGAAAAUAUAUUGGUAAAACAAGCUAAUAAUGAUGCUGAUGUAUUGAUUAUUGAAACAGCAAUAGAGCAAUUCAAUUUGACAAAUACAACUAUUGUUGUUGGUGAAGAUGUUGACUUACUUGUAUUACUCACUGCUCGAACGCCAACUGAAAAAACUAUUUUUUUCUUAAAACCAGGAAAAGCUCAGCAUCAAUCAGAUAUAUAUUCAUCAAAAAGUUUAUUUACUUUAGUAAAGUGUAAAGAUCAUGUACUAUUUUUACACGCAAUAACUGGCUGUGAUACGACAUCUGCAUUUUACAGGAGGGGUAAAACAGCAGUUUUCAAAAUGUUUGAAAAACAAGAUUUAAUUCAAUGUGCUGAAGUUUUUAAAAAGAGUAAUUCAACUCAACAAGAAGUUAUUACCAACGGCAUCCGCUUUCUUCUUUCUAUGUACGGAGCUCCUAAAAAAACUACCUGUUUAGAUAAGCAUCGAUAUGCAUGUUUCGUUAAAAAUACUAAAAAUAAAAAACAAGUUCAAUUAGCUUGUCUUCCUCCAACCUCAGUUGCUGCUCACCAACAUCUUUUUCGAGUAUAUUACCAAGUUCAAGUGUGGCUUGGUUAUCAGCUAGACCCUACAGACUGGGGUUGGAAGUUGGUCAACAAUAUAUUAGAGCCAGUUCAAACUUUACUUCCACCUGCGCCGGAAAAACUGCUGAACACUAUUUUUGCAACGCAAAAGGGAUGCAGUGCUAAAUGUGGUUGCAAAAAAGUCGGACUGUCUUGUUCUUUGGCAUGCACAAAUUGUCAAGGCCGGUCGUGCUCUAAUAUUGAAUCACAAACAAUGGAGGAUUCGUUUGACUCCGACGAAGUAUCAUGCGAUACAUCGCUAUUGACGCAAUUUACUUGCAUCCAAAAUGAAGAUGAAGAAGAAGCAGGAGAAGAAGAACAAGAAGAAGAUCAAGAAGAAGAACAAGAAUUUGAAACUUACGAAUAAGACGAAUAAACUUCAACACUUUUUUUUCAUUUACAUCGCUUUUAUCUUUCCCAAUCUUUGAAAAUUUCCGUUAUUUUGCAAAAGUUUUACAUUAAACAGGAUCACAACUGACCCGAGGAGUAGCCCUACUGGGGAAACCACGUUAAAAAAAACGCGCUAAGUACACUACCUCAUAGGUGGCGUGGAAACGUGUGCAUAUUAUGAUAACAACUUUUAUAACUUUUUGAAUCGUUAUAUCUCAGAAACGGUGGCUCGUAAGAAAAAAAGUAUUGAUACAUUUUUUAUAGAUAAUUUUAUGAUCUACAAUUUUUGUCUGAGGUACUUUUAUGAUAAAACUUACCGUUUUGCUAAAAAUCGCGAAAAACUCAUUUUUUUGACCUUUGACCUUGAAUUAAAUUUUUUCCUUACAGGGGAAUGAUGGGGAACUUCUAGACAUUGUUUAUAAUUAUGUUUUGAACAACUUCACAGAAAUUCAGCUUGUUGGGACUUUAUGUAACUUCGAAUGUCUAAAUUGACCGGACUACUGUAAGGAUAUUGUCCAAAUGAUGAUAAAUGAAUAAAUAAAUAAAACAUAAGGACUAAUCCCUAAAAGCUGAUACCUUUUCGAAGACGUAUAUCAUUCAAACUGUAUUUACCCAGCAAACUAGACAAGUACGGUAUGAAAAUGUGAUGGAUCUAUGAUAGUAAAACAGAUCACUUCUUGUUUUAUCACCCAGAAUCGUUAAAGCAUUAACACACCCUCGAAUUUGGUUCGAACGGACAUAAAAGUGAUACAUCAGUUGUCCGCGACAAUAAAUUAUUCUUUCUUUCUUUCAAAAGAUUAAAACAUCUUUUUUAUGUUUUGGUUGAAAAGAUAUUUUAAAUAGUCCGAUGCGUAUCUUUAGUGACCACAACGCCUGUGAGAGCUAUAGCUCCCCUGAAAGUAUGAAAACUGAAGAGUAUCUGGUGCCAAAAAUGAGGCCUUUGUUACAAAAAAUAAUGAGUCAAACUGCACAGCUCGCUUUCCAUUCCAAAAUCAUACUUUGCAAUGACAACUUGAACUAAAAGAAAAUAUUAAAAUACAUAUAAAGAUUUCUUUUUUCUAGGAGCUUCACCCGAUAGAAUUUUAGAGGGUGGAAUUAAUGAAAUAAAAUGUCCAUUAUCAGCUUUCGGAAUAAAUGCUGUAGAUGCUGUAAAACAAGAAAAAUAAAUUUUGGAAUACCAACGGGACAGUAAACCGUCGAAACUCAAAUCUCAGGUCAAAAACCCUAUUUUAUUGGAAAAGAGUACCUAGAGGACAAAAUGCCUUGGGUAUGAGCUGCUUCAGUCAAAUAAUUUGAGCUCUUUGCAUUUUAUGGAUGUGAUAAUUGAAAUGAAUACUUUGAUUCUUGAUAGUUGACAAAGCUUUUCGAAAACUAGGAUUGACGUCGCAUUAUGCCCGUACGGAGAAAUACACUUGACUUUCGAUAAUUUUUACACUAACAUUGUUAAAAUGGCUGAGAAAAAUAGUGCCAAAUCUGAUACAGAAGAUGUAUGUAACCAAAACCCACCACUGCACGUUUACCGUGUUUGCAUCCGCACACGCCCUUUUGUAAAGAGCGUCCAGCAUUAUGGUUUGCCAGCCUAGAAACCCAGUUCGACAUUAACCAGAUGUAAUUGUGCGUUUAGACGCCACGCGCUCUUAAAGAGUGUUAAUCUUAAUUUGGAAAGGACGCCACCGUAGAUGAAUCGAAGAAAUUAGAAAACAUGAAAGCGGCUUAGGUAUAGACCAGAAAGAAAAAAGAUUACUAAACUAUUUUUAUUAAAAUAGUUCUAUAAAAAAUACGUUUUGUUUGUUUAUGGUUCAUAAACUGAUCUCGACCUAUACGACGUAUAGAGACAACAGUUUUGCAUGCGCAAACAUAAAUUUGUCCGCACGUUCGAGAAAUAUUUCAUGCUUAUACGCCUUUCACACACCGACGCGAGUUAUAUCACCGUAACAACCAGCAGGAACACCAGGAAUUGAUUUGAUGAUAAUGUCCGUCCUUCACUAGUACUUGAGGACUCAAAUACAGUGUGUUCUUUUUGUGACACCAGUUAUUCCAGCGAUAACGAUGGCUACUCCCGAAGUCCCGAAUUCGUUCGACGAUAGCCGAUCAAACCACUAAACAAAUAAGUACAUAGGGUAUUCAAACUUGAUGUAAUCCGAUUCAAAUUAAAGUUCAAUUACUUUCUAAUAAUAUAAAAAAAUAAUAUAAACUAUUGUUCCAUUUUCAUUUAUAUUAUAAUGGUCAUAAGUUGGAAUCAGGGAGACCUUUCUCUUCAUCAGGUUACUUGUGUAAUCAUUUACGCUCAAGACUGAGUGACCAAAGUUUAGAAACAUUAUUGUUUUGGCGAUCUCAUUCUCUUACUCAACCAAAGAUUAUCUAACGUAUUAUCUGACUUUCUGGUCAAGAGCAACAAAUAUUUUAAUUAUUUACUUUUGUUUUGAGCUUAAAUGUGGCCAUAGAUUCGAUUUAAAGCUUUUAGGUAGUUAGUAAGGUGAGGGGAGGCAGGCGACGGGGUAACUGCAUCCACUAAAAACAUAGAUGGCUCUGUUCCUUUUAUUACGAUUAAUUUUAUUUUUAGUGUCAUUUAGACCUGGAAACAGAGAUGACCUCGUGUUAGACAACAGCAAAUAUUUCAAAAUAUUUAAGGUUUCUGCAAACCAGUAAAGCGAGUACAUAGUUUAGAUGUGUUAUUUAAACUUGUCUGAAUAUUAGUUAUAUGCAAAAAUAAAGAAUUUUUAAGUAAAACGAAAAUAAUAACCUCAAAAUUGUCGAGUAGGUCAAGUUCGCCACAAUGAAUAGACGUAUGGUGCGCUUGUCCCGAAAACAAAAUUGGGUGUUAGUUAAUUCGUCGCAUUUUUUGUUUUAGUUACUUCAUAUUUUCAAAAGAGAAACUCAAAUACCUUGAUCUAGAGAAACUUUACGUGAGGCGGUUGAAGCUGUUCGAUCAAGCACAUUAUCUGGUUAUAAUGCAGCUAAAAUGCAUAUAGAAUACCCCGUAAAACAAUUAUGGAUCAUGUCACAGGUCGAAGCGAUCAAAAAUCUUCUACACAACGUAGACCAACCACGUUGUCAACUGAUAUUGAACAAAAGUUAACUAAAACUGUUAAUUCCUAUAUUUUUGUGCCUUUAUUUAGUUUUUAACAAAUAAAAUGGAUUUCGUAUUAGGGCUACCAUAUUUUUUAUUCCAACAUAUCCGCACACGAAACUCAAAAUUAGAUUUGACAUCCAUAGAUUAUUUUAAUAUUGAAAGAUUAAAAAUUCUCCAAUAGCAAUGCGGGUACAACUUAUUUUUCAUGUUAAUUUUUCGAGUUAAUAAAUCCAAAGGUAGGUUAUUGAAUAACAAAUAUGUAUUUCUGUUCUUGUACGAGGGGCGGCUGAAAAGUUUUGAGCCUAAGUACCUUUAAGUAUUACUUAUGACUCGCGCAACACACUGCUAAGUGCGAAUAGCUUAGGGAGUAUUUAAGUCAAGUUUCAUGUCAUUAGCAUCAUUACGUUUUUAGUAAUUGAACUGUAAACGUCACCAUGUCCGAAUCAUCUGCACUCUGUACGAAAUUGCAGUAUAAAGAUGUCAUAAAAUUUCUUACAAUGAAGAACAAAACGCCGACUGAAAAUUUGAAGAGAUGUUAGGCAGUUUAUGGGGAGUCCGGACCUACGUUUGCGACCGUAAAACGUUGGAGGCGAUUGUUCAAACAAGGCAAGGAGUCGCUGGAUGAUGUUCCCAGGUCGCUACGCCCAAACACCGUUGGUACCGUAAAAAACGUUGAAAAAGUUAAAAAACUUGUUCUUGAAGAUCGGUGAAUUACGUUGUGGCAAAUAGCUGAAGCCAUGGGCACCAGUAAGAUCCUGUUUUUGCAAGACAACACGCCCGUCCACACUGCGCGAGUAGCAAGGCCCUCGCUGAGACCGAAUUCGAAGAAAUCAACCACCCACCCUAUAAUCCAGACGUGACUCCUAGCGAUUAUUUCCUCUUUUCGAAUUUGAAGAAAGACCUCCGGGGACGGAGAUUUUCCAUUGAUAAUAAAAAGAAGGCCUUAAACAAACAUGUCCAAGAGAAAAACGGCGAAUAUUUUUUUACCGGGAUAAAAGCCCUUUAUAAUAAAUGUAACAAAUGUAUUGAAAUAGAGGGAGAUUGAAAAUAUAUAUUUUUUAUACAUUUCAACAGUAUUUUUCAUACCUUAGACUCAAAAACUUUUCAGCCGCCCAUCUUAAUAUAAAUAAUAAUCAUAACAUUUUAGCUUGCAA